GUCCCGUGCUCAGCGUCCCCCUCCCCGGUUGGUCAGCUGACCGUCGGUCGGUCUGGUGACUGUCGAACUCCUGGAGCUCGCACUGUCACCUGGAUACCAGCAGGCCGAGGCCGGUCUCUGUGUCCCCGUCACUGGAGCUCCUGACCCGCACUGGUUCCUGCCGUCUCCUCGCUGCCUCUUCUGGAGGCCCCGACAAGCCGAGCUCGUCGCGCCCGCAGUCGGACUCUAACCCUCCGCUCCUCCGGUUGGUCCCAGUCCGAGGCCGGUGAGCUGGUCGACUCUCUCCCGAGCCCCCUGUGACCCCCUGCCGGCCCCCGCGGCCCGCCAUGGCCCUGCUGGAGCUCGCCCUGCAGGGCCUCGCCGUGUUCGGCUUCAUCCUGUUCUUCGUCCUGUGGCUGAUGCACCUCAUGUCCAUCAUCUAUGUGCGUCUCCACCUCCACAAGAAAAGGUCAGAGGUCAAACAGCCGUUUGUGCAGCUGGCAGGAGUCUCUCUGCUGAAGCCUCUGAAGGGCGUCGACCCCAACCUGAUCUCCAACCUGGAGACAUUUUUUACACUGGAUUACCCCAAGGUGACGCUAACUGCCCCCCAUGCAGCUGAUAACCCCUCACUACCAUCUUAA
Micropterus dolomieu (smallmouth bass) is the source of this 620-nucleotide messenger RNA. RefSeq names its product ceramide glucosyltransferase-like. The coding region runs from base 327 to 620 and encodes 97 amino acids. Gene Ontology annotation, cellular component: membrane. Gene Ontology annotation, biological process: glucosylceramide biosynthetic process. NCBI's taxonomy places the organism in Eukaryota, Metazoa, Chordata, Actinopteri, Centrarchiformes, Centrarchidae. The transcript is spliced from 2 exons. Gene Ontology annotation, molecular function: ceramide glucosyltransferase activity. The record is from RefSeq and is a predicted model, not a curated record.